AGGGGAGGAGACACAGUGACUGUGUGAUCCAGAAACAUGAGAACAGGAAGGGAACUCUCAAAGUGAAACUAAACUGAGCUCAGACUCCAUUUUGAGUCGACAGCAGAUGGAGCAGGAGACUGAACGCUGUGUCAGAACUGACUGAAGUCCAGAAGAUGGCCUCCAGGAGCCUUUGUGUGGAGGAAGAGGAGGACAGAGCAGAAUCUGCAGUAUCCAGCUGUCUGUCUAUGAGGAGUGACCGGUCCAAAGAUCUUCCUUUAUUCUUCAGUAAUGGACGCUCAGACACACAAGUUCAGUUCUACAGACAGAGAGCAGCGUCUCCAGUAUCCAGCUGUCUGUGUAUGAGGAGUGACCAGUCCAAAGAUCCUCCUUUAUUCUUCAGUAAUGGACCCUCAGACACACAAGUUCAGUUCUACAGACAGAGAGCAGAAUCUGCAGUAUCCAGCUGUCUGUCUAUGAGGAGUGACCAGUCCAAAGAUCUUCCUUUAUUCUUCAGUAAUGGACGCUCAGACACACAAGUUCAGUUCUACAGACAGAGAGCAGCGUCUCCAGUAUCCAGCUGUCUGUCUAUGAGGAGUGACUGGUCCAAAGAUCUUCCUUUAUUCUUCAGUAAUGGACGCUCAGACACACAAGUUCAGUUCUACAGACAGAGAGCAGCGUCUCCAGUAUCCAGCUGUCUGUCUAUGAGGAGUGACUGGUCCAAAGACAGACCUCCCAAGUUCAGUAAUGGACCUGGACCCUCAGACACACAGAAGAGGAGUCAUGUUUCUGUGGAGGAGCAGCUCUGCAGCUGUGCUUUGUGUCAGGACGUCCUGAAGGAUCCAGUCUCUACCAGAUGUGGACACUGGUUCUGCAGACAGUGCAUCACCUCAUACUGGGACCAGUCUGCUUCAUCAGGGGACUCCUCCUGUCCCCAGUGUGGAAAAAGAUCCAGAACAAGACCAGCCGGUCAGAGCAGCAGUGCACAAUUGAACAUUGGUCUGCAGGAGGUGUUGGAUGAACAUAAGAUCAGUCUGAGGAGGAGAUGUGAACGUGUGACUGAAGGAACUGAAACAGGAAGUGAUGAAACAGGAAGUGAUGAAACAGGGAGUGGAACCCUCCUCAACAGGAUCUACACUGAGCUCUACAUCACAGAGGGACAGAGUGAAGAGGUUAAUACCCAACAUGAGGUGAGACAGCUAGAGACAGCUUCCAAGAUGGAGACCCUCCAUGACACUCCAAUCAGGUGCUGCGACAUCUUUAAAGCCUCAGCUGACCAACAGAGACGCAUCAGAGUGGUUCUGACCAACGGCGUCGCUGGAGUUGGAAAAACCUUCUCGGUGCAGAAGUUCACUCUGGACUGGGCAGAGGGCUCCGAAAACCAAGAUGUCAGUCUGCUGGUUCUGCUGUCGUUCAGGGAGCUGAACCUGAUCAGAGAUGAGCAGUACAGUCUUCUCAGGCUGCUCCAUGUUUUCCAUCCAACAUUACAGAAGGUGACAGCAGAGAAGCUCGCUGUCUGUAAACUUCUCUUCAUCUUUGACGGCCUGGAUGAAAGCAGACUUUCACUGGAUUUCAACAACCAUGAGGUCGUGUCUGAUGUCACACAGGAGUCAUCAGUCAGCGUGCUGCUGACAAACCUCAUCCAGGGGAAGCUGCUUCCCUCGGCUCUCGUCUGGAUCACUUCCCGACCUGCAGCGGCCAAUCAGAUCCCUCCUUCAUGUGUCGACAGGGUAACAGAAGUACGAGGCUUCACUGACGUCCAGAAGGAGGAGUACUUCAGGAGGAGGUUCAGUGAUGAAGAUCUGUCCAGCAGAAUCAUCUCACACAUCAAGACCUCCAGGAGCCUCCACAUCAUGUGUCUGAUCCCAGUCUUCUGCUGGAUCACUGCUACAGUUCUGGGCCACAUGUUGACUACAGACCAGAGAGGAGAGCUGCCCAAGACCCUGACUGACAUGUACUCACACUUCCUGCUGGUUCAGACAAAGAGGAAGAAGCAGAAGUACGAUGAGGGACGUGAGACGCGUCCACAGGAGCUGACGAAGGCUGACAGGAAAGUUCUUCUGAAGCUGGGGAGGCUGGCGUUUAAACAUCUGGAGACAGGAAACAUCAUGUUCUACCAAGAAGACCUGGAGGGCUGUGGUCUUAAUGUCACAGAGGCCUCGCUGUACUCAGGAGUUUGUACAGAGAUCUUCAGAAGAGAGAGUGUGAUCUUCCAGAAAACAGUCUACUGCUUUGUUCAUCUGAGUGUUCAGGAGUUUCUGGCUGCAGUCUACAUGUUCCACUGUUACACCAACAGGAACACAAAGGUCCUGGAGGCUUUUCUGGGAAAAAAACCUGUUGAUUCAACACUGAAUGACUUCCUGAACAGAGUAAUGACGAAAUCCCUUGAAAGUAAAAAUGGCCACCUGGACCUGUUUGUUCGCUUCCUUCAUGGCCUCUCUCUGGAGGCCAACCAGAGACUCUUAGGACGCCUGCUGGGUCGGACAGACAACAGUCCAGAAAUCAUCCAGAGAGCCAUCAGCAACAUGAAGAAGAGAAGAAAGACUAAUAUCUCUCCUGACAGAAGCAUCAACAUCUUCCACUGUCUGAUGGAAAUGAACGACCACUCAGUUCAUCAGGAGGUCCAAAAGUUCUUGAAGUCAGGAAAAAAAACAAAGCAGAAACUCUCUCUGAUCCACUGCUCAGCUCUGGCCUACAUGCUGCAGAUGUCAGAGGAGGUUCUGGAUGAGUUGGACCUGAAGAAGUACAGAACAUCACAGGAGGGACGACUGAGACUGAUUCCAGCUGUGAGGAACUGCAGGAAGGCUGUACUUUCUGACUGUGGACUCUCAGAGACUGACUGUGAAGUCGUGGCCUCAGCUUUGCAGUCCAACCCCUCCCAUCUGAGAGAGCUGGACCUGAGUCAGAACAGGCUGAAGGAUUCAGGAGUGAAGCUGCUGUGUGCAGGACUGAAGAGUCCAAACUGUAGACUGGAGAUCUUGAGAUUGUGGAGCUGCAGUUUGUCAGAGAUCAGCUGUGCUUCUCUGGCCUCAGCUCUGAAGUCCAACCCCUCCCAUCUGAGAGAGCUGGACCUGAGUAACAACUACCUGAAGGAUUCAGAUGUGAAUCAUCUGAGUGAUUUUCUGCAGAGUCCAGACUGCAGACUGGAGACUCUGAGAUUGAAGAGCUGCAGUUUGUCAGAGAUCAGCUGUGCUUCUCUGGUCUCAGCUCUGAAGUCCAACCCCUCCCAUCUGAGAGAGCUGGACCUGAGUCACAACUACCUGAAGGAUUCAGAUGUGAAUCAUCUGAGUGAUUUUCUGCAGAGUCCAGACUGCAGACUGGAGACUCUGAGAUUGGAGAGCUGCAGUUUGUCAGAGAUCAGCUGUGCUUCUCUGGUCUCAGCUCUGAAGUCCAACCCCUCCCAUCUGAGAGAGCUGGAGCUGAGUUACAACAAGCUGAAAGAUUCAGGAGUGAAUCAUCUGAGUGAUUUUCUGCAGAGUCCAGACUGCAGACUGGAGACUCUGAGAUUGAAGUGCUGCUGGUUGUCAGAGAUCAGCUGUGCUUCUCUGGCAUCAGCUCUGAAGUCCAACCCCUCCCAUCUGAAAGAGCUGGACCUGAGUAACAACUACAGCCUGAAGGAUUCAGGAGUGAAGCUGCUGUGUUAUCUGAAGGAGAGUCCAGACUGCAGACUGGAGACUCUGAGAUCGGAGUGGUGCAGUUUGUCAGAGAUCAGCUGUGCUUCUCUGGUCUCAGCUCUGAAGUCCAACCCCUCCCAUCUGAGAGAGCUGGACCUGAGUGACAACUACCUGAAGGAUUCAGAUGUGAAUCAUCUGAGUGAUUUUCUGCAGAGUCCAGACUGCAGACUGGAGACUCUGAGAUUGAAGAGCUGCAGUUUGUCAGAGAUCAGCUGUGCUUCUCUGGUCUCAGCUCUGAAGUCCAACCCCUCCCAUCUGAGAGAGCUGGACCUGAGUCACAACUACAACCUGAAGGAUUCAGAUGUGAAUCAUCUGAGUGAUUUUCUGCAGAGUCCAGACUGCAGACUGGAGACUCUGAGAUUGAAGAGCUGCAGGUUGUCAGAGAUCAGCUGUGCUUCUCUGGUCUCAGCUCUGAAGUCCAACCCCUCCCAUCUGAGAGAGCUGGACCUGAACAACAACAAGCUGAAGGAUUCAGAUGUGAAUCAUCUGAGUGAUUUUCUGCAGAGUCCAGACUGCAGACUGGAGACUCUGAGAUUGGAGAGCUGCAGUUUGUCAGAGAUCAGCUGUGCUUCUCUGGUCUCAGCUCUGAAGUCCAACCCCUCCCAUCUGAGAGAGCUGGACCUGAGUUACAACAACCUGAAGGAUUCAGAUGUGAAUCGUCUGUGUGAUUUUCUGCAGAGUCCAGACUGCAGACUGGAGACUCUGAGAUUGAAGAGCUGCAGUUUGUCAGAGAUCAGCUGUGCUUCUCUGCCCUCAGCUCUGAAGUCCAACCCCUCCCAUCUGAGAGAGCUGGACCUGAACAACAACAAGCUGAAGGAUUCAGAUGUGAAUCAUCUGAGUGAUUUUCUGCAGAGUCCAGACUGCAGACUGGAGACUCUGAGAUUGGAGAGCUGCAGUUUGUCAGAGAUCAGCUGUGCUUCUCUGGUCUCAGCUCUGAAGUCCAACCCCUCCCAUCUGAGAGAGCUGGACCUGAGUAACAACAAGCUGAAGGAUUCAGAUGUGAAUCAUCUGAGUGAUUUUCUGCAGAGUCCAGACUGCAGACUGGAGACUCUGAGAUUGGAGAGCUGCAGUUUGUCAAAGAUCAGCUGUGCUUCUCUGGUCUCAGCUCUGAAGUCCAACCCCUCCCAUCUGAGAGAGCUGGACCUGAGCUGGAACAAGCUGAAGGAUUCAGACAUGAAGCUGCUGUCUGAUCUGAAGGAGAGUUCAGACUGCAGACUGGUGACUCUGAGCUGGAGGUGGUUUCUGUGAGAGAGAUGAGAAAGGUGGAGGUGUUGAGAGGAUCAGCUGUGUCCUGAUGAUCCAGAGAGGUUGAAGCAGCACCAUCAGCUGGUGGGUGGAGAGGCUCUGACUGGGCCGUGUUACUGGGAGGUGGAGUGGAGAGGAGAGCUUCAUCCAGCAGUGACUGACGGACCAAUCACAACAAGUGGAGAUGACUGUCAGUGCUGCAGUGUGAACUGCUCUGAGAUCAGCUCUGAGGUCGAUGUCAGAAUGCAGAAGUCUGCAGCUUCAUAUUCAUCAGUGCAAGAUUAUUUCUGGAUCUGUCUUCUUUAUUCUGUCUGUUUAUAUUUUGUUUUGCACAUGAAUCUCUCUUUAUAUUAUUAUGAACAUGUAAAGUCAAAUGUUUAUUCUUCUGUAAUUAGCAAAAAAGGAAUUUAUCAGUUUGAUGGUUCCACUUGUGUGGAUCGACGUCAUCAAUUAAGAAACAGUUCAGCUUUUUAUCACUGCAGCAACUACGACCACCAUCAGUGGAUAUUAAGGGGGGACAGGGGAGUCCAGUCCACUCUAGCUGUUGGGUACUUAGCCUGUAUCCUUCAACCUUUGUUUGUUCACACUGAACAAAAAGCUGCUCCAGUGUGUCCUUUCAUACAGCUCGCAUCCGUUUGUAGAACGAAAAGAGGCGUGACGGUACACGUCAAAACGUUUCCACCUGUACGUCUAAACUAAAUCUGUAAAUCUAAACACGUCUCAACAAACUGUUAAUGAUUGUUGGGAUGCUGUUAUAAAACGCUGUGAUGGAGAUUCUGACUCACCACGUGUCGUGCAAAGUGAUGAAGAAGUGUUUUGCUCUAAAUGACAUCAUCAUAUAAUCACCAUCAGCACAUAGACUCUGU
Acanthopagrus latus (yellowfin seabream) is the source of this 5764-nucleotide messenger RNA. Its product is annotated as NACHT, LRR and PYD domains-containing protein 14-like. The record is from RefSeq and is a predicted model, not a curated record. The transcript has 21 exons. Lineage: Eukaryota; Metazoa; Chordata; Actinopteri; Spariformes; Sparidae. Gene Ontology annotation, molecular function: protein binding. The coding region runs from base 156 to 4901 and encodes 1581 amino acids.